AUGCGGCCGGGACCCGUGCUCCUCCUACUGGGCCUGGGCCUGAGCCUGAGCGGUGGCCCUGGCCGCCGCCCGCCGACCCCGGCUCCUCGCGGGGCCAGCGCCACCGUCCCUAGGGUGCCCGGCUCGCCGUCCGGCGACCUACUCGGCCGGGAGCCCGCCUCGGCCCGCCGCGCCCCGCCCGAGGCCCGGGUCCGCGUCCCGGCGCGGACCCAGGCGGCCGUGCUGCGCUCGGUCAGGGGCGCCCGGGGCCUCGGGGUGCGCGGCGUCGGCGGUGGUGGCGUCCGCGUUGGCGGCGGCCGCGGCCGCUUCAGCCUACGGCCCCGCGCGGCCCCGGGCAGCGGCGUCAUCCUGAGCGGCGGCCGCGACCUCUGUCUGCGAACCGGGCGGCUCACAGGCCCGGCGCCGCGCUGCCUCCGCACGCACGUCCUGCUGCGCGCCCGCCGCGCUGCCGCCGCUGCCGCCGCGCCCGCCCACGUGGACCUGCAGCUGUCGGCGCCCGGCGGCCGGCUCUCCCUGCGCUGGCUCGCCCGCCUGCCGCGCUCCCUCGGGCGUCUGGAGUGGACCUUCCGCCUCGGGCUGCUCGGGCCCAUGGUCCCCACGGCCGCCGCUGCCGCCGCCCGCGUGUCGCCCCGCUCGGCGGUGUCGCCCCUUUCGGCUCUGCCCCGCGGCCCACGCUCCUACGCGGGCUUAGUGGCCAGAACCAAGUGUCCCACGGACGGGCCCACGCCUGUCGUCUUAGAGGCUGUCAACCCGAACACUUCCCAAGCCUUGGAGUCCUCGGUGUCCCGUCAGGGGGUCUGUGUGUUGGAUCUGGUGAGGAUCGAAAGGAAUGACGAUUCUCCCCUGCAGCUGACCCGGAAGAUGGAAGUCACCAUCAAUGCCACGGUUAAGGCCCACUGCCCAAACCAAAGGUUCUUUGGUCAGUAUUGGAAACUCUAUUCCGUGGCCUCUGUAUCUGACAAGCCGGACUGGACUAAACCUUUGCAAAACCCACCUUUAAAGUCAGGGAACACUCCAUCAAGUAUACGUAUCUCCGCGCAUUCUUUAUCUUGGGGGGUGUAUCUGCUUAAUUUCUCCGUGUACAUCGUCACAUAUGAUCCAACGAUACCUCUGAAGAAAGACUCAGAUUCCAUCUAUAUCAUCAUUGUUAAAAGUCCCCUGCAGGCGGUUAUUCCUGGGGAUACCAACAUCACAGUUAAUUUCUCAGAUGGACUGACUCUGAAUGGAAAUAUGUCCUCUGAUCCAGAGGCAGGAAACCCUUUAGAGGGACUUCAUUUUUUUUGGUACUGUACCACAGACCCAAGAAACUACGAUGGACAUGAAAUUACAGUGAGGAGCAAGGAGGUCUGUCUCCCAGAGCAGGUUGAUCUCAGGUGGACGUGGGCCUCCGGUCCUAUACUCACACUUUUGCCAGAAACACUUCACGGCGGCCGUGUGUAUUUUUUCAGACUGGUGGUCCAGAAGAACGACAGAACAGCAUUUGCUGAUAGGACAGUGCAUGUGCUCCAAGGACCAGCACCUGUAGCAAACAUUUCAUGUAUUGAAAAUUGUGAUACAGUUUUGAUUAUAGCAGAGAGAUUUUCUUUGUCUCUAGAAUGCCCACGUUGUAAAGCAGGCCGCGAUGUCUAUCAAUGGUCCAUUCUGUCGUCGUCAGGUGGGAAGAUGCCAUUUGAUUGGACGGGGCAAACAACAACAGGGCGGAACGGUGCAUAUUUGUCUGUAAAAGCUUUUGCUUUUCGGCGUUUCGUUGAAGAUAACUUUUGGAUUUCUCUCAAUCUAGCAACCUGGGGUGGAUCGAGCUUGGUCUUAAGGCAUCCCUUCGUUAUUCACCACGUCCCUGAAACCACAGAAUGCAAAAUUGAUCCAGCUGAAGGAAUUGCCUUCAUUACUAAAUUUGUUGUCCAUUGUAGUAGGUUCAAGGAUAAGAACAUCGUUCCUACAUAUAAAAUAAUAGUUCCUGAUGUGCGUGGUUUUGGUGAAAUCAGUUCUUUAAAAGAGAAUAACUUUGGGUCCAUCCUCUAUUGGGGGAAGAAUUGCACAGCGCCCCCUUCCUUUCUCCCUGUUGGUGUGUUGGCCAAUCAUUACGCCUUGAAGAUAUAUGCUCAGGCAUAUAAUACCUCUCUGGGAGCUUUUUCUCAGGUGACUUUGUACGCCACUGUACAGGCUCCCACUGACAUAAACUCAUCAAGGACUGUGCUGCAGGAGUUAUUCAGUUCCACUGUGGGACCAGAUUCAUCACUGUCUACUUUGCUUCAACAGCGGGAUUUUUUACCUGCAGGUUAUUUAAUGUAUAUUGUAGCUUCUGUCUUGAAUAGCAUGAAAACUGACUCACAUCUGCAAGCUGACCAAAUUAGACUCCGAGAACACCUUUUCAAUCAGUCUUUCAUUCUUCCUGUAAACACUUUGGCGGAAAUUAGCCAGGUGGUCAUGACUGUUACUAAAUUAACGCAGAAAACCUCGGAGUUCUCCUCGCUUGCUCAGAAACUGGCCACGGUGAGGAUUUGGCAAGCAAGCCGAGCCCUCCAAGAGUGUCACCAGAGGGAUAAGCACAUUUCUUCUGAGCAGAUAGAAAGUGUAAGCACUGGAAUAUUAACAAGUUUGUCUAAUAUCCUGAAACUGAUGGUUCGUCAUGAAGUGGUCGAAGAGCCUUUCCAUGUCGUUGAAUCUCUAGCAGAGACAGUAUUGGCUGUAAAAGUGCCAGAGAAUAAGACCACUGCGAUGAGGACGUCCAACUUUAACAUGUAUGUCAAGAAAACGGAGAAGUGGAAUGUUACCAAGUUUUUCAGCACUGAGAAACACUGUCGAAAUUGUUUUUAUCCAACCCUGAACGUGAGCAGCGUUCCUAGUCUGCCUGCCAACGCUCCAAUCUCUACAAUGUUUUGUGAGUUUGCAGAUGACCCUUUCCCUUGGCUAAAUUAUGGGGAAAACAUUUUGACCGAGGUGGUUGGAUUCCGAAUGACAGGAACCGAGGCCACCGGUGACGUGAUUGAGAUCACACCUGAUGUAGUGGAAGUGUACCUCGUCAGAAAAAACUUGAGCUUUGGGACUUUUAAUCUCACGGUGGGCCCCAGCAAGGAGUCUCCUAAAGCAAAUGAGUCAUUGAGAAAGACGACGGGGGCAUUUAGCUUUGAAGUGGACAGCAGAGCAGGGAAGGAGGUGCUGAUCCACAUUGUGACGGAAGUGGCCGUGUUGUUCACGGUGUUGGUGUAUGCUGGCCGUCAGAUCACACCCACCGCUUUGAUCGCCACCUACCUCGUGCCCCAUCGCAUCCCCCCAGUUGCCCAAGACAGUGACCUGUUUGACCCUGACUGUACAGUGACGGAGGCCCGCGUGGUUUGCCUUCCCCCAUCCCUGUUGCGGGUCAUAGCUCAGCGAACCAGCUCCUCUGAGCCUACCGUCGCUGUGGUUCUGCAGGCCCCUCAUUUUGUCCUAAAGCCCAAUGACAAGUUAGUGAGAAUUUCUGUUUUCAGCACUCAAUGCUUGGACAUGUAUGGGAUCCAGAGCGAUUGGAGAGAAGACACCUGCGUUGUCGGAGAGAAGACCACCUGGCAGAAAGUGCACUGUAUCUGCAAGAACCCAGGGCGGGCCAGGCGGCAGCUGGACGCAAUGAAACUAGCCAACCUCCACCUGCGUACCCGCUAUUUGACGGCCAAGAGGAGACCUCAGGUGACCCUAGGGGAGGUCGCUCCUCGGAAGCAUCCGUGGACACCAGCAGCAAGUGAACACUGGCAAGAACGAUUAGCAAAGUGGCACACUCGUGAAACUGGCAACGCACACUCCCGGGAGCCUGAAAAGCUUCCACCUACUAGGAGAAGUCCUGGACUUCCCGAGGCUUCUGUCAAGACCACUUCUAAAAGACGGCCCCAGCCCAAGCGAGCAGAAAGCAAGGUCUCCCGCACCCAAAGAAAAAAUAAAAACGCCAAUAACCCAAACGUUGAAGACAAUCAAAGUGUUCCUCCUGGAGAGCACCCUCGCCAGCCCGGUGCUACACCCCUCAAAGAGAAGACCAGGAUUGUUCUGCCGUGGUGUUGCGUUUAUGUCGCAUGGCUCUUGGUUUUUGUCACUUGUAGCAUAUCCUCAUUCUUUAUUGUAUUUUAUGGACUGACUUACGGCUACGAAAAGUCAAUAGAAUGGCUGUUUGCAUCAUUUUGUUGCUUCUUGCAGUCAGUUUUUCUGGUGCAACCAUCUAAAAUUAUGGUCGUGUCAGGCUACAGAACAAGUAAGCCCAAGUAUUGUGAGAACCUUCUGUGGGUUGGCAACUUUCGCUACAGUGAGAUCAAGCUGCAGAGCAUCACGCAGAACCCAGAGGAAAUGCACAGGCGCCAGCAGCACGUCGUCCAGCUCCGAAGCUCGAGGAUGUACCAGCCCCUCACUGAAGACGACAUCACAAUCUUCAAAAGAAAGAAGAGGAUUAAGAGAAGAGCUUUCCUGUUCCUGAGCUACAUCCUCACUCACUUCAUGUUUCUGGCCCUCCUGCUGAGCCUGGUCACCCUCCUACGCCACACCGAUGGCUUUUACUAUAAUCGGUUUAUUCGUGACCAGUUCUCUGUGGAUCUGGCGUCGGUGACCAAGCUGGAAGACAUCUUUCGGUGGCUGAACAGCGUGCUGUUGCCUCUGCUCCACAACGACCUGCGUCCCACCUUUCUCCCUGAAAGCUCCUCUAAAAUCCUCGGCCUGCCACGGAUGAGGCAGGUGAGGGCGCAACCUGGAGAGAAAACCUGUCUGCCUGCCAAACACUUCACGCAGGACAGCCUCAAAAGAGAGAUUCACUGUCACCCCGAAUACGGCACUGACCCAGAAGACACAAAAAGCUACUCCGGGUUGUGGAAUAGAGUUAGUAAGCGGGCUGUAGACAAGACUACGAAAGGAUUUACUUACAAGCCUGGAGAAAAGAGAUGGGCGUACUAUUCCUAUGGGCUGUUGCAUACCUACGGGUCAGGAGGGUACGCGUUCUAUUUUUUUCCGGAAGAGCAGCAGUUUAAUUCCACACGGAGGCUCAGCGAACUCCAGGGAAGCCAUUGGCUGGAUGAAAAGACGUGGGCUGUGAUCUUGGAACUAACAACUUUUAAUCCAGACACCACUCUCUUCUGCAGCAUCUCAGUCAUCUUUGAGGUCUCUCGGGUAGGAGCUGUGAACACGAGCCUGUCUGCGCACUCCUUCUCGCUUGCCGAUUUCAACAGAAACACUUCCGCAGAAAUCUACUUGUACGUGGCCAUCCUCAUUUUCUUUUUUGCCUACGUUGUCGACGAGGUCUACAUCAUCACACAAGAAAGGUCCGCCUACGUGAAAAGUGUAUAUAAUUUGCUCAACUUUGCUUUAAAAUGCAUCUUUACCGUGCUGAUCGUGCUCUUUUUCAGGAAACACUUCUUGGCUGUCAGUAUAAUUCGGUUUUACCUGUCGAACUCUGAGGAUUUCAUUCCCUUUCAUGCAGUGUCUCAAGUAGAUCACGCCAUGAGGGUGAUGUUGGGUUUCCUGUUGUUUCUGACAAUCCUGAAGUCCCUCAGGUAUUCCAGGUUCUUUUACAACGUGCGUCUCGCACAGAGGACCAUCCAGACUGCCCUUCCCGGCAUCUGCCACAUGGCGCUAGUGGUGUCCGUGUAUUUCUUUGUCUACAUGACUUUUGGUUACCUGGUAUUCGGGCAGCACGAAUGGAACUACAGUGAUAUGACUCACGCCACACAGACAGUACUCUCCUACUGCGUUUCAGCUUUUCAGAACACGGAAUUUUCCAGUAACCGGGUUCUCGGGGUCCUGUUUCUCUCAUCUUUUCUGCUGGUGACGAUCUGCAUAUUGAUCAACUUAUUUCAGGCGGUGAUUUUGUCUGCCUACGGGGAAAUGAAGCAGCCCGUGUAUGAGGAGCCCUCAGAAGAAGCGGAAGCAAUGACCUACCUGUGUCACAGACUAAGAACUGCAUUUGGCUUUCUGUCCUUCAAAUCCAAGGCGGAAGACCAACCCAAGUUCUUUGCCAACAUGAUGUACGGGCGGCCAGAGAAGAGCGACAGCCGGUACCUGGGGCUGAAGACCAGAAACAUUAAUGGGAAGAAAACGGUGUAUCUCGUUGUGUGAUCCAUGACCGUUUCAAGGUCCACAGGCCGGCUUCUCUCAAAUGCUCACUUUCUGGGAUUAAGGAACGUUUAGUGGCUCAGUUGUGCUUUCUCCCCGUGUCCUUCACAAUGCACACCCCCUACGUCUGGAAGUAUCCGCCGUCUUGGCCUCCCCUUCGGAACUUGAGGGUGUCAGAGUGCAGUGCAGCCUCUACAGAGAGAGGAGGAGGACAGCCUGCGAGUCCUGGGUUGAUCUCCCUGUGGCUGGGAAGCUGGUGUCUUUGGUACCUGCUGCAGUUUAGAAGGUUAGAGACCCAGAUCUGGGGUAGGGAACUCAAAGGCCCCCUCAGCCUCACCCCACCUUGCCGGAAGCAGCAGGAAAAUCCUGCUGCUUCUGUGCCCCCCUCCCCGGGGCUGGGAGGCCAGCACUCGCGCUUCAGUGCCUCAGCCCCGCUGGCUGUUCCC
Messenger RNA from Globicephala melas (long-finned pilot whale), 6509 nucleotides. RefSeq names its product polycystin family receptor for egg jelly (gene PKDREJ). Gene Ontology annotation, cellular component: membrane. The record is from RefSeq and is a predicted model, not a curated record. NCBI's taxonomy places the organism in Eukaryota, Metazoa, Chordata, Mammalia, Artiodactyla, Delphinidae. Gene Ontology annotation, biological process: detection of mechanical stimulus. Gene Ontology annotation, molecular function: calcium ion binding; calcium channel activity.